GAUUCGUAGGUGCUUGGGAAAAAGGGAGCAAGAUGUGAGAAAAGAGAACAAGAUGGACAGCUGUGAGAAGGAGAGAGGUAGAUGGGGUGUGGGGUCGCCUGUUAGGUGUCCAAUAAAUUAUGGGCUUUAUGAGGGUUGAAGGGUCCGCUUUUUAAUUUUAAAAUUAGAAAUAACACAUGGGGCUGCUAGAUAAAGAUAAUAAUAUAAUUAAUAGUUGAGGGUAAUAGAGAGAGGGAAAAUAUGAUAGGGUAGUUAAAAAAGAAAUGGGGUAAUGAGAAUACAAAAUUUUCAAGUGGGUCAAUAUAGAUUACUUUCCUUUCCGGACUUUAUUCUUAUUUGCCCUAUUAACUCUAUCCUUCAUGCUUAUUUACCCCCACCUAAUAAAUCAUUUAAUUUUUUAUUUAUUUUAAUUACAAAAAUGUCAGUAAAUACAAAAUUACCCUUAAUAAACUUACAAAACUACAAUUAAACCUAAGCUAACCCUCUAACCUAAUCAGAGUUUUUUCUUCUCUCCAUCCCCACCAGCCCGACACCACUUUACCCCUUUUCCUUUUGGCGCAAACCAUAAUCGACGAAAUCACCUAUUCUUCUUCUCUUUGUUCGAAAUCAAUUUGUGCGACGAAUCACCUCUCUCUUACAGAAGCUUUCAAUUCCGUGUGUCUCCUUCAACAGAAGCCUUCGGCUCCAUCUUCCUCAUUUUCGAAAAUCUGGGAUAUCCAGAAGAUCGAGAUAAUGACAAAACCAAAGCGUGGAGGAAAGAAAAAUACUAAGCAGAAGAAAGGAAAGUCUACAAAAAAAAACAUUGCUCAUGUAGAAGAACAACAUGUAGAAGAGCUUUCAACUGGAAAUGAUAGGGAUGAUCUGUCAGCACAUGAAAACGAGACUGAUCAUCCUGCACAGGAGAAUGAGACUGAUCAUCUGUCAGCGACAUCUCAGGAAUGCCAACCAUUGCCACCUGAUGUGCUAUACUUCAAGAACACCGAGUUCACCAAGACAUGCAAGAUACAAAGCAAGUGCUAUGUGAGUAACACGGUGGCUACCAUCAAGACGCUUAAGCCUGAGUUGAAGUGGUUCGAGAACCACCCUCAGUUUUGUCAUAUUUUCCACAUGCCCGAUGAACCAUACUUGAAGCUGCUGGGUGUGUGGAUGCUUCUAUUGCGAACCAUUCCCUUAGAAGAGGGAGAGGACACAUCUUGGUUUGCGGUUAAUGGCGUGCCCAUCCGGUAUUCCAUCAGAGAGCAUGCACUCAUCUCAGGUUUGGACUGCAGUGGAUACCCGGAUAAGUAUGAGGAGUUGGGGAGCUAUGAGUUUGUAGAUAGGCAUUUUGUGUCACACAAAGCGAUAACCAUGAAAUCUGUUGAAGAGAAGCUGUUGAGCAUGAGAGCGUGUGGGGAUCGACUUAGGAUGGCGGUGCUCUACUUCUUGGGCACUGUUAUCAGAGGGAGGGGAAGGUAUAAUGCCCCCUUUGACUCUUUCAUUCUAAGAAUCGUCAACGAUGUGGAGGAUUGCAAAACCUUUCCUUGGGGUCACUUGACGUUUGAUGAUAAUAUCCGGUCCAUUAAUCGCUUGAUGAAGCGUCUCAAUGGGAAAGCUAAGAAGAAUAUCAACUUUCCUGGCUUCAUACUUCCUUUAGAGAUGCUGGCAUUUGAGUGUAUUCCAGCUCUGAAUGCUCAAUUCAGAGAACAUGUAGCCGGUUGUCUUGCUAACUGUCCGAGGAUGUGCAAGUGGCGGUUCCAAAGUAACAGCAUGAAGGGUUAUCCACUUGAGGAUUUGUACAAUGCACUUGGAAAAACGAAGGUGAUUAAAAGUGUUUUGGCUCCUACUAUUGAUAAAGAAACUCUCAUGGCGCGUAUAAUGGAGGACGAGCCAGACUAUGAAAAUGAAGAUGGGCCAAGUAAUUUGUGGAGCUCAUGGCUUACUGUUAAGGAGAAGCCUAUCUGGUGGAAAGAUCUCUAUGAGUUAGAUGUGGCUGCAAGGAAAUUUCCUACGAAGAAAGACAAAAUGAAGGUGAAUGAAGAAGCAUCCUCCUCUAAUGCAAGUUUGGAGGACGUUUUGAAAGGGAUUGAAGAGAGGUUGAUGACAUGUUUGAGUGAAGUGAGUGUGAAGGUGGAGACAAUGAACAAGAGGCUCUGUGUCAUGGAAAAGAGCCAAGUCGUUUUAAAAAGGAGGAGUAAGAGGAUGAAGGCAAUGGAGAAGAGGCUUGAGGACAUUGAAAAUUGCCAAUAUCAUUUGAAAAAGAAUGGCAGGAAGCAGAAGGCGAUGGUUGAGAGGAUUGAUGCGCUUGAGAAAGAGAUGAAGAGGAAGGAGAACGAGAACGUUGAGGGUUUUGACUACCAAAACAUGGAUUUUGACUGGGAUGGAGGACGUUCUGUAGAUGCAGAAAUGGUAGAAGAACCAGAAGGUCAGAAAGCUGAAGAGACCGAUAAAGAGGAGGAAAAAGAGGAGGCUGAGAUCGAGAAAAAAGGGAAAGAUGGCGAAGAAGAGGCUCAGAAGGAAAAUACAAGUUCCGAGGAAGAGAAAGAACUGGAAGUUCAGGUUGAAGAAGAUAAAGAAGCUGAGGAAGAAAAAGAACAAGAAGUUGAGACUGAAAAUAAAGAAGGUGAAGCUGCUCAGACUCAAGCUGAAGAUGAUGAAGAAAAAGGUGAAGAAGAGGUUGAAAAAGAGGGUGAAAACACUGCUGAAACUGAACCUCCUGUUGAAGUUGAAGAAGAGGUUCAAAAAAAGAUUGAAGAAGAGGGUGAAGAAAAUGUUGAAAAUGAACAUCUAGCUGAAGUUGAAGAAGAGGUUCAAAACGAGAAUGAAGAAGAGCUUAAUGAAGGAAAAGAGGUUGAAGAAGAACCUGAGCAGAAAGAGGCAGAGCUAGAUGAAGGGAAAGAGGUUGAAGAAGAACCUGAGCAGACUGAGAAAGUUGAGAAAGAAGAUAGGAUAUACACGGAGGAAGAGAAGAAAAGGUGGAUUCUUACCGUGUGCAAGACUGAUGAUGUUCCUCCUGUGGAGAAGACUGGUGGAACCGAGGAAACAUCUAGAACUCCUGCUCGUGGGGGGGUGAAGCAUAGACCUAAGUUAAUGGCGGUGAGGAAACAUGCUACUAAGAAGAGGGGUAGACCAAGAAAAGCUGAGAAACCACAUAAAUUCACAACGCCACUACCGACAAAAAGGAUUCGUGCACCAUCACAGUACGUAACCACUCCUUUCACUGAAGCUAAUACCGACGAGAUUGAAGGGCGCAAGAAGAAGCCUAAAACAAAGGCUUAGAAGACUACCAUCAUAAUAUAUUUUGGGUGUGUAAUAUUUAUGUCGGCUUUUGUUGUAAACUUAUGUAGGAUGCUAUGUUUUGUUGGUUGUUGGUCUGUAAAACUUGAAUGAUAUAUGUUAUGUAAGAUGUUUUGUGUUGUAUGAUUGUCUUGCAGCAGGUUUGGCCAAUAGAGUACAAGGCAGGCUAAGUCCUAAGAAAACAUAUUUGUACUACUAGGUGUAUUAGGUAUUACUAAGCCAAAAAUAUUGUCGACACUUUGUAAAAAAAA
Brassica napus (rape) is the source of this 3524-nucleotide messenger RNA. RefSeq lists its product as uncharacterized. The record is from RefSeq and is a predicted model, not a curated record. Gene Ontology annotation, cellular component: nucleus. Gene Ontology annotation, biological process: poly(A)+ mRNA export from nucleus. Bases 733 to 3255 code for a protein of 840 amino acids. Lineage: Eukaryota; Viridiplantae; Streptophyta; Magnoliopsida; Brassicales; Brassicaceae. The transcript has 5 exons.